CACGAAAGCGAUGAGCUCUGGGAUGGACCUGGGCCCUCGGUGACAGGAGCCCCGAGUGCCCCGUCCCCGGGGGCGAGACGCAGGGACACCAUGGGCAGCAAGGAGCGAUUCCACUGGCAGAGCCACAAUGUCAAGCAGAGCGGUGUGGAUGACAUGGUCCUGCUGUCCAAGAUCUCUGAGGAGGCCAUCGUGGAGAACCUCAAGAAGCGUUUUAUGGACGAUUACAUCUUUACCUACAUCGGGCCAGUGCUCAUCUCCGUCAACCCCUUCAAGCAGAUGCCGUACUUCACCGACCGGGAGAUCGAGCUGUACCAGGGGGCGGCUCAGUAUGAAAACCCCCCCCAUAUCUACGCCCUGACUGAUAACAUGUACCGCAACAUGCUGAUCGACGGUGAGAACCAGUGCGUCAUCAUCAGCGGAGAAAGUGGAGCUGGGAAAACGGUGGCAGCAAAAUACAUCAUGGGCUACAUCUCCAAAGUGUCCGGAGGUGGCGAAAAAGUGCAGCACGUGAAGGACAUCAUCCUGCAGUCCAACCCGCUGCUGGAAGCCUUCGGGAACGCCAAAACUGUCCGUAACAACAACUCCAGCCGCUUCGGGAAGUACUUCGAGAUCCAGUUCAGCCGGGGCGGCGAGCCCGACGGGGGGAAGAUCUCCAACUUCCUGCUGGAGAAGUCGCGGGUGGUGAGCCAGAACGAGUGCGAGAGGAAUUUCCACAUCUACUACCAGCUCAUCGAAGGGGCAUCCCAAGAGCAGCGACAGAACCUGGGUAUCAUGAGCCCGGAUUAUUACUUCUACCUGAACCAGUCGGACACGUACCGGGUGGACGGCACGGACGACCGCAGCGACUUCCACGAGACCAUGAAUGCCAUGCAGGUCAUUGGCAUCCGCGGUGAGGACCAGCAGCUGGUGCUGCAGAUCGUGGCGGGGAUCCUCCACCUGGGAAAUAUCAGCUUUCGGGAGGAAGGCAACUACGCUCAGGUGGAAAAUGCUGACUCCCUGGCCUUCCCUGCCUACCUGCUGGGGAUUGACCAGGACCGCCUCAAUGAGAAGGUGACCAGCAGGAAAAUGGACAGUAAGUGGGGCGGCCGCUCCGAGUCCAUCACGGUCACCCUCAACGUGGAGCAGGCCGCCUACACCCGCGACGCCCUGGCCAAGGGGCUCUACGCCCGCAUGUUCGACUUCCUCGUCGAGUCCAUCAACCGGGCGAUGCAGAAGCCAUAUGAGGAGUACAGCAUCGGGGUGCUGGACAUCUACGGCUUUGAAAUAUUCCAGAAAAAUGGCUUUGAGCAAUUCUGCAUUAACUUUGUGAACGAGAAGCUGCAGCAGAUCUUCAUAGAGCUGACCCUGAAGGCAGAGCAGGAGGAAUAUGUGCAGGAGGGGAUCAAAUGGACCCAGAUCCAGUACUUCAACAACAAGGUGGUCUGCGACCUGAUAGAGAACAAGCUGAACCCCCCCGGGAUCAUGAGCGUCCUGGACGACGUCUGUGCCACCAUGCACGCCACUGGCGAGGGUGCUGACCAGACCCUGCUGCAGAAGAUGCAGGCAGCUGUGGGCAACCAUGAGCACUUCAACAGCUGGAGCUCUGGCUUCGUCAUCCACCACUACGCAGGCAAGGUCUCCUACGACGUGACUGGCUUCUGCGAGCGCAACCGGGAUGUGCUCUUCACCGACUUGAUCGAGCUCAUGCAGAGCAGCGAGCAUGGUUUCAUCCGGAUGCUUUUCCCAGAAAAACUGGAUUCAGACAAAAAGGGACGACCGACCACCGCAGGCUCCAAAAUCAAGAAACAGGCGAAUGACCUGGUGAACACGCUAAUGAAGUGCACGCCACACUACAUCCGCUGCAUCAAACCCAACGAGACCAAGAAACCCCGGGACUGGGAAGAGAGCAGGGUGAAGCACCAAGUGGAGUACCUGGGGCUGAAGGAGAACAUCCGAGUGCGCCGGGCAGGGUUCGCCUACCGCCGCCUCUUCCACAAAUUCCUGCAACGCUACGCCAUCCUCACCCCUGAGACAUGGCCGUCCUGGCGCGGGGACGAGCGGCAAGGGGUGCAGCACUUGCUGUGCUCUGUCAACAUGGACCCAGACCAGUACCAGAUGGGGAGGAGCAAGGUGUUCGUCAAGAACCCCGAAUCGCUCUUCCUCCUUGAAGAGAUGCGGGAGCGGAAAUUCGACGGCUUUGCCCGGGUGAUCCAGAAGGCCUGGCGCCGGCACAUCGCCAUCCGGAAGUACGAGCAGAUGCGAGAGGAGGCCUCCAACAUCCUCUACAACUUCAAAGAGCGGAGGAGGAACAGCAUUAACAGGAAUUUCGUGGGCGAUUACCUGGGCAUGGAGGAGCGGCCAGAGCUGCGGCAGUUCCUGGCCAAGCGGGAGCGGGUGGAUUUCGCAGACUCCAUCACCAAGUACGACCGCAGGUUCAAGCCCAUCAAGCGGGAUUUCAUCCUUACCCCCAAGUACUUCUACCUGAUCGGGCGGGAGAAGGUGAAGAAAGGUCCUGAGAAGGGGCAGAUCAAGGAGGUGCUCAAGAAGAAGGUGGAGCUGCAGGCGGUGAGCGGCAUCUCGCUGAGCACCAGGCAGGAUGAUUUCUUCAUCCUCCACGAGAGCGACGCCGACAACUUCUUGGAGUCCAUCUUCAAGACGGAGCUGCUCAGCCUGCUCUGCAAACGCUACGAGGAGCUCACCCACACCAAGCUGCGCCUCUCCUUCAAGGACAUACUACAGUUUCGAGUGAAGAAGGAGGGCUGGGGUGGUGGUGGCACCCGCAACGUCACCUUCAUCAGAGGACAGGGGGACGUGGCCACCCUCAAGGCUGGAGGCAAAACCCUCACGGUCAGCAUUGGGGAUGGGCUCCCCAGGAACGCCAAGCCUACAAGGAAGGGGGCAACGCAGAGCAGAGGUGGCAGCAGGCACCCAGCGCCCUCCCGCAGCACUCCCCCAGCAUCCAGAGGUGCCUGCAGAAAUGGGGCGCCCCAGUUCCCACGCAGCAACAGCCAAGCGCAGCUCGACACCUACUCGGCACCCCAAAAACAGGCGGGGUUUUUUUUCGCACUGCCACCCCGAAAUGCCACCCGCCAGACUAAGACACGGCCCCCAUCCGAUCACAACAUGGACUUCCUCAACGUGCCCGACCAGGGGGUGGCCGGCAUGCAGCGCCGGCGGAGCCUGAGCCAGCGGCCACCACCAGCCAGACGGCCCAAGCCGCCCGCCGUGCCGCGGUGCCGGGCACUCUACCAGUACAUCGGGCAGGACGUGGACGAGCUCAGCUUCAACGUGGGGGACACCAUCGACAUCCUGCUGGAAGAUACCUCCGGCUGGUGGAAAGGCCGGCUGCAUGGCAAGGAAGGGCUCUUCCCUGGGAAUUAUGUGCAGAAGAUCUGA
Mesitornis unicolor (brown roatelo) is the source of this 3375-nucleotide messenger RNA. RefSeq names its product myosin IF (gene MYO1F). Gene Ontology annotation, molecular function: ATP binding; actin filament binding; microfilament motor activity. NCBI's taxonomy places the organism in Eukaryota, Metazoa, Chordata, Aves, Mesitornithiformes, Mesitornithidae. Gene Ontology annotation, cellular component: plasma membrane; actin cytoskeleton; myosin complex. The record is from RefSeq and is a predicted model, not a curated record. Gene Ontology annotation, biological process: vesicle transport along actin filament; actin filament organization.